CUUUGGAACCAACACCACCGGGCUGGCCCAGUCACUGUGGGAUUUUUCUAUUACCCCAAUAUAUAGCAUGGCCUUUAAUUCUUCCCAAACCAGUUAUUUUUGUGUUCGGGUAAUCGGUAGGCAUCACUGCGUACCACUACCCCUGAGAUCGUUUCGAUAUGGUCCUCUAUGAGAUUUGUAGGACCGGGAAGAGGCGAGAACAUGUCAGAGAAUUCUCCUUGCAACCUGGCAACCUCCAUGACUUGUGAUGGUGAGAGGUGAUCUCCACAAGUGAACGGGGUGACUCGAUUGGUGGCGUUUAAGUUCAUCUCCAGUCCAAGCUCCUCCCUCUCCGGAACCACCAUCGCUAACGCCUCGGGGACCACCUCUCUCCAUGGUUUUAGGAGCUUGAUGUGGUAAAUCUGACGUGCUCUGAUUCUAUCCGUUCACCUCAUAAUCGAUUUCCCAACCCGCCGUGUGUCCUUGCCACUUGCCGAGGAAUUUAAAGCUCGAUGUGGGGAGUAAUACAAGGACUUUAUCUCCCGGUGCAAAUUCCCAUAGCCAAGUACCCCUAUUAUACAGCCGGUUUGAAGUUCUUGAGCCUGGAGGAAAAUCUCCUGUGUUUAUGCCCCAGUGUGUUGAGAUUUGCUCUCAGGUCAAGAAUGUAUUGAGUUUCGUUUUGCUCUUUGAAGGUCCUUCCUUCCAAUUUUCCUGUAGGACAUCGAGCAUUCCGUGCGGUUGACGUCCGUACAAUAAUCCAAAUGGGGAGAAUCCCGUGGAGGCUUGUGGGACCUCUCGUACUGCAAAUAAUAGGGGCUCGAGCCACUUGUCUCAAUUUUGAGCGUCUUGUGCACAAACUGGCGAAUCAUAUUAUUUAGUGUCUAAUUAAAUCUUUUGACCAAGCUGUCUAUUUGGGGUUGGUAAAUGCUGGUCUGAAUCGAUUUGUACCUCAAUAAUUUCUACAGUUCACGUAGUGUACGUGACAUAAACGUUGUGCCCUGAUCGGAGAGGAUUUCUUUCAGAAUCCCCACUCGGGGACCUCAACGAGGUCCAUGCCAAUUCAUUCGAAGGGAACCUCGAUCAAGGGAAGGGGGUGCAAUGGUGCUCUUGAGGUGGCCGAUGGAUUCACCAGCUGACAUUCAUGGCAUGCUGCACACCAUAUGCGAACAUCCCUGUGAAUGCCCGGCCAGUAGAAACGGGCCAUAAAAGGGUUCAGUGUUUUUUCCUACCCUAAUUUACCCACCAUCUGAUUAAAAUGGGCUGUCUAGAAUAACAUUUCCACGGCUCUGCCUCCACACUGAGACACUCUGUUACAGGACCCAUCCACACAGAUUUCCCUCAAAAAAGCAGUAAAUGCCGGCCAAUUCAUACCCAAGAUUAGUGGGUGGGUGAUGCAGGGACUAACCGCAGCCUCUACACUAUGCUUUUGUCCCUGAAAUGGAAUGAUGACCAUCACUAACGGGUAUUCAUGAAUACCCAUAUACACACCUUACUUUCACCCCCUGGCUUGUAUCCAAAGCCUCGGACUGAAUCAAGCUUUGGUGAAUAGAAGUUUGAUUACAACCUGAAUCCACCAAGGUUUGAUAUGUACCCCCUUUUAUACUCACAGGUAUCCGGUAUGCUCCUGCUCGAUUGGGGGCAACCUGUGGCACAUCAAGGACCCGGACCAAUGUCUCCAACUUCAUCGUGGGGCAUCAGUCCUGGAAAUGCCCUUGACCCCCGCAGCUCCAGCAGAGCGGCCCAGACUUUAUGCCCACACCCGUGGCAGCAGAUUCACCAGAGAGAGAAAACACUAAUAUAAGGUCCUCAGCCAACUGGACACAUCCCCUUCAGCAGCCCGGAGACAAACUGCUCCAGCACCACGAUGUUGAUGACGCCGGCAGGCAUCGCAAAGCUGUUGUGCGAAGGCGAUAUGGCGGCUGACCUUGCUCAGCAUCAGUGUGCAGAACCGUUGGCUAUACUGUUCUGGGUUGCAGCCAACCUGUUGCAGGAUGGCUUUCUUCAAAUUGGAAUACCCCAGGACGUUGACCACCGGACGUUGAUGUGUCAUGAGUUGGGCUUCCCCAGAAAGCAGCGGUAGAAGAUGGACCACCCACUGUGAGCAUGGCCACUUCAGGGCUCUGGCUGUGUGCUCGAAUAGCUCCAUGAAGGCCUCCGGGUCGUUCUGCGCUGUCAUCUUCACUUGAGUCACAUGGGGUCCUGCUGCUGCAGGGGUUACAGCUGAAGCCCCAUACUGGGGCAACAAGCUCUGCAACACCCACCGGUCCUCCGCUUGGGCCUGGAGGAGCACCUCGAAGCGCUUCCCCUGCUCCAUCCGCAGCUCCAUGAGGGCCUGGUGUUGUGCUUGUAGGGUGCUGGUGAGGUACUUGAAGACUUACUGCACUCACUCUCUUGGCCUCGCUCUCCACAGAUAUUGCUUGUCCAUUGCUUCACCACACCCUGGAAUCUCACAAUAUCACUUUAAACCCCUAUAGGGUCCUGUCACCCCAAGUGUGGGGUAAAAGUGUCCCUCAACACCUUUUCAAACUGAAUUUUAUUUGAAACAACUUUUGUUAUUAUUUCUUUUCACACAAAUGAUGUUGCUCCAUCAAUUUUCAAUCAAAUUAAAUACAUUUUCUUUGACCUUGAUACAUUUGGUGACCUUUAGCCCUGUUGUUCUUAUUCUAAUUUUGGAUGUUCUGUAAGAAUAUACACUUAUUUACUUAUGUAAAACAGAAAGUAUAGAGAAAAUAACUGUAUUAAAAACAGUGCAGGUUUAGCGACAAAAAGUUCAGAUUAUAAUCAGAUUAUUAUAUUCCGAGAUAUUAUUCAGUAAAGAAUUGAGGAAUGCAUUCAGUUUUUAUUGUAUUUUUUGAAUAAAACAUCUUCCGUGACGCUGAAAUAUAUAUUUCGAUGAUUUUAUAGGGUGCUGAUUUGUCAGGGCAAAUAUUUUCCUAGUUUCAAAAGUGGGCGUGACUAAAGAGAUUUAGAACAACAGCAUUACACACAUUUGUCCCGAUCUAAUGUAUCAAUGAACAAAUCUGGUGAAUCGCUAAAAGCUGCCAUUAUUAUUAUUAUUAUUAUUAUUUCCCUUGACAGAUGCCACCAAGACUUUGAAGAACUCAAAUAUAAAAUCAUUUUAAUUAAUUGUUUUAUUAUUAUUGUUUAAUUUGUAUUAUUUAUCACUUCAUAUUUUGGAUGAUAUAUUUUUAAAGUAUUAUUCUAAUGGAAAUUAAAGAAGGAUUAGUGUGUCCAAACUUUAGACUGUUAAAGUCCUCAAAGUAAAAGCUUUAUUUUGUUUCUGACAUUCUUCAUAUUCAGAUUUAUCUUUUGAUUUAAACAUAUCGGUUCAUGAACGCGCAUCAGCGUGAACGCGCAGCUGAAAGCGUCUCUGUUGCGCAACGCACGAGCGGGGCGUCGACAUGAUCAAGCUGGCGCAGGUUUCUCUGGCGGGUCUGCGGGGCCCCGGGAGCGACAGACAGGUGAUCGCGGAAUGUGCGGAAUGCGCCGGAGAGAUAGCGGAGCUCAAACCUUCAGCAGCGUGUGUGAACUCGUCAGAUGUGCAGAAACAUCCAGCGUUUGUCCUGAUAAACACACUGCGAGAACACUGUCUGCAAUCUUCCUUCAUUGACCAACUUCUGGAGAGGGUUAUUCGUCGUUUCCCAGCAGGAGGAAGAGUGUGACCGCUUUCAUCAGUCAGGUGUUCUCAGGGCUGAAGGACAUGGACUCAGUGAAGAAGGAACUGGAAGAGGAACUUAAACUCAACCCUGAAGAUCUGAGGAGUCACGCCUGGUAUCACGGACCGCUGUCACGCGAGGGUGUGGAGCAGUUGUUGUGUCAGGACGGUGAUUUUCUGGUGCGUGACUCCAGCUCCAGCGCAGGCGAUUACGUUCUGAGCUGCAUGUGGAACAAUCAGCACGUGCAUUUCAAGAUCAUAAAAGUCGUACUGCGACCCAAACAGGGUUAUUCCCGCGAGUUGUUCCAGUUUGAACACGAUCAGUUCGACAACAUUCCUGCGUUAGUUCGAUUCCACGUCGGCGGACGGCGUCCCAUCUCAACUUCCUCUGGAGCGGUUAUCUUUCAUCCAAUCACGCGCACCCUGCCUCUACGCAUCAUCAGUGAGCGCCAGGCUGCAAAACCAUCAAACUCAUCUAAUUGGUCGAGAAGUAAGAGCAAGAGGCGGAGCAUGAGCUCCUCUCAGAACGACACACUACAGGUCAACAACACCCUGCUCAGGAGUGGCAGUCAGCCUUCUAACUUGGAGACAGUGGGAAGACCAUGUCUACAGUCUGCACAAUCUGACAGCAACCUCCGCACAGGUGUACCCCAGACAAGUUCAUCACAGGAGUCAAGCCCCGCCCUCAUCUCGCCAGUGUUCCGCACAGGAAGUGAACCUCUUCUCAGUCACUCAGCCACUUCCUGCACCACUAGGCUCAGCCAAUCAGGUCUCGGCGGCUCGCCUCUCCACGGCUCUGAUGGACAGCUGCAUUCUCAAGCGCCGCCCAAACCAUUGCGAAUCUCCAUCCUGUUCUCCCCCACUCCGGCCGUUUCAGAGGCGGACCCUGGCGGUCUAUAUGGCGAGCUGGUGCCACAGGUUCCAGUCACCAUGUUGCCCAAAGGUCACGCGGCACGCCUCCGCGCUCAGGAGAAAUGGACCAGUCGAGCGCGCCUCACUGAAACCAGCUUUGGGUUCCUGGAGGCGCAGAAACUGGAGGAGGAGCGGCGGUCAAGUGAGACAGAGACGGAGGCCGUGGAAGACACGGACUGGCAUUUUGUGCGUCCACAGACUGAGACCUCCUCAUGUUUUCGUCUGGAAGAUUUCCGCUCGCUUCUGCUGCCGGAGAACAAUCGUCCACUGGAUCAGACCACACUUCUCAAAGUCAAAGAUCUGCUGACGCGCACCGACGCCAGGACCACUGCGUUACACAUGCUCAGUGUCAACUGUCAGGUGGCUCGAGUCACAGGUGUGACGGUGGAGCAGAAGAGGAUUAUGGGAGUCGAAACAGGUUUAGAGCUCAUCACACUACCACACGGAGGCCAGCUGAGACAAGACCUGCUGGAGAGGCAUCAUGUGAUGGCUCUGGGCAUCGCAGUGGAUCUUCUGGGCUGUACGGGGACAGUGGGUCAGAGGGCGACUGUGCUGCACAAGAUCAUUCAGCUGGCACAAGAACUGCGGCACACCACACAUGACCUGUACGCCUUCUCUGCUGUCAUGAAGGCCCUGGAGAUGCCGCAGGUGGUGAGGCUGGAGAUGACAUGGAAAGCAUUAAGGCAGAAUCACACAGACAGUGCUGUGAUGUUUGAAAAGAGCCUCAAACCCUUCAUGAAAUCACUAAAUGAAGGAGACGACUCUGUUGUGUCAGGGCCGUUGUCUCUGCCUCACAUGGUGCCGUUAUUGAGUUUGAUGGAGGGGGAGCAGGACAUUGUGGAAUCGACAGACAGAGGCUGCCAGCUGCUCUACAACCUGCUGCAGUCAGCACGCAACGCUGCACUACAUGCCAACGACAGCACACUGCACGCUCACAGCAUGCUCUCAGCUGGUUGGGAGCCAAUCCCAGAGCUGCUGGAGGCGUUUCAGACAGAGUUUGCACUUCGUCUCUUCUGGGGUCAAACAGGUGCAAAGGCCGAACGGAAGGAGCGCUACACCAAAUUCGACAGGAUCCUUACUGUCCUCUCCCACAAACUGGAACCACACGAAACCUCUUAGUUUGUCAUCCUGGUCUUCAAGGGAUAGUUCACGCAAAAAUUAAAAUACUGUUACGCUCAUGCCAUUCUUUCCUCUGUGGAGCACAAGAGAAGCCAUUAUUAAAUAUAUCCACGCCUGUAUCGUUAAAUGAAAGUAAAUGGAGAUGGGUGCUGUCAAGAGUCAAAAAAAAUUAUAAAAUCAUAAAGGUACUCAAUACCACUCAUGUGCUACAUUCAGAGUCUUCUCAAGCCAUAUGCUAUCUUCCUGCGUGAGAAACAAACCCAAAUGUAAGACGAUAUUUACAGGAAAUAUUUUAUUCAAAUAAGCUGUUAACCACUGUAACUAGAUUGUGUCAGUGAGUUGAACUUGAGAACUGGUUCAGUCCGAUUCAUUAACAAUUCAUUCAGACUGGUUUUUCCAUCUGCACGAACGAUAUUUUCAGUGAAUAACUACUUAAAAUUUUGCUCUUACAGUAUGUGGUGCACAAUUUAUAUGGAGCACUUUUAUGGAGCUUUUUUUGUCACUGUGGAGCUUUACAGACAACACCUGUCUUUAUUAAAAAUAUUAUACAGAAAAGAGUUGUGGUUAUAUUCUUCAAAAGUUCAGAGAAAGUCAUACAGGAUCGACAUGUGCUUCCGUAAAAAUAAAAAGAAUAUUUGGGUGAACUGAUCCUCCUCUCUAUCGCCACCUGCUGGUGGAAACAGGAACUAACCCAUUUUAUACACAAAAAGGGUGAAUUGUCUUGUGAAAACUAUGAUGAUGCCUGAGAUUGAUAUUCUUGUCACGUGUUUUCAAAAGCAGGAAAUGCUGUGAAAUGAGAAAACAUUCAAUAUAUAAUGCUUCCAGACUUGUAAAACUAGUUCACAUAUUGUGUAUUUGUGUGUGUCUGAGAAAUACUUAAGGUGCAUUACUGCCACCAACUGGACUGGAUGUGAUGUUGCGAUGUGUUUUUCUGUGCAUGUUGAGUUUUUAUGACUGUUUAUAUGGCAAUUGAUUAAAAUGGA
Xyrauchen texanus (razorback sucker) is the source of this 6648-nucleotide messenger RNA. Its product is annotated as breast cancer anti-estrogen resistance protein 3 homolog. Bases 3680 to 5665 code for a protein of 661 amino acids. NCBI's taxonomy places the organism in Eukaryota, Metazoa, Chordata, Actinopteri, Cypriniformes, Catostomidae. The transcript has 13 exons. The record is from RefSeq and is a predicted model, not a curated record. Gene Ontology annotation, biological process: small GTPase-mediated signal transduction; positive regulation of peptidyl-serine phosphorylation. Gene Ontology annotation, molecular function: phosphotyrosine residue binding; guanyl-nucleotide exchange factor activity.